UAUGCGUUGAGGAGUGCGGCGCAUGCGCAGCUGCUGUCACUGCCCUUUCCCCGCGGCCUGGCUCCCGAGAAGACGACGGAGGUGGCAAAAUGGCGCUCACCAGUUUUUUGCCAGCUCCAACCCAGCUGUCUCAAGACCAGCUAGAGCUAGAAGAACGAGCAAGAGCUCAAAGAUCCAGGCAAACUGCUCUAGUCUCGUCACGAAGAGAACCUCCCCCAUAUGGUUACCGAAAGGGAUGGAUACCACGGGUCCUAGAGGAUUUUGGAGAUGGGGGUGCUUUCCCCGAAAUUCAUGUGGCACAAUAUCCAUUGGAUAUGGGUCGAAAGAAGAAAAUGUCCAAUGCUUUGGCUAUUCAGGUGGAUGCAGAAGGAAAAAUAAAGUACGAUGCAAUUGCCCGACAAGGACAAUCAAAGGACAAGGUUAUUUACAGCAAAUACACAGAUCUUGUGCCAAAAGAGGUCAUGAAUGUGGAUGAUCCUGAACUACAAAGACCGGAUGAGGAGGCAAUUAGAGAGGUAUUAUAUGCACUGAUAUGCCUAGUUGUCAGGUGGUCUAUUUUAUGUCUUGCGCAUGUGAUGAGGUACAUAUUGUGGUGCUUUUGUCUUCAGAUAACAGAGAAAACGAGAGCAGCCUUGGAGAAAUCAGUCUCCCAAAAAGUUGCAGCAGCCAUGCCAGUUCGAGCAGCUGACAAACUAGCUCCUGCACAGUACAUUCGGUACACACCAUCUCAGCAAGGCGUUGCAUUCAACUCUGGAGCAAAACAGAGAGUUAUUCGGAUGGUGGAAAUGCAGAAGGACCCUAUGGAGCCUCCAAGAUUCAAAAUUAACAAGAAGAUUCCACGUGGACCACCUUCUCCUCCAGCACCUGUAAUGCACUCUCCUAGUAGAAAGAUGACUGUGAAAGAGCAGCAAGAGUGGAAAAUUCCUCCGUGCAUUUCAAACUGGAAAAAUGCAAAGGGUUACACCAUUCCACUAGAUAAACGUCUGGCUGCAGAUGGCAGAGGACUGCAGACUGUGCAUAUUAAUGAAAACUUUGCCAAGCUUGCUGAAGCUCUCUAUAUAGCUGACAGAAAGGCUCGUGAGGCAGUAGAGAUGCGUGCCCAGGUGGAGAGGAAGAUGGCUCAGAAAGAAAAGGAGAAACAUGAGGAAAAGCUCCGAGAAAUGGCUCAGAAAGCCAGGGAGAGAAGAGCAGGGAUCAAAACCCAUGUUGAAAAAGAGGAUGGAGAAGCUAGAGAAAGAGAUGAAAUCAGACAUGACCGGCGCAAAGAGAGACAGCACGACAGAAAUCUUUCCAGGGCAGCCCCUGACAAAAGGUCAAAGCUGCAGAGAAAUGAGAACAGAGAUAUCAGUGAAGUUAUUGCCCUGGGGAUACCCAACCCCAGGCCGUCCAAUGAAAUCCAGUACGACCAGAGGCUGUUCAACCAGAGCAAGGGUAUGGACAGUGGCUUUGCUGGUGGAGAGGAUGAAAUUUAUAAUGUUUAUGACCAGCCUUGGAGAAGUGGCAAGGAUAUGGCCCAAAACAUCUACAGGCCCAGUAAAAAUGUGGAUAAGGACAUAUAUGGUGAUGAUCUAGAGGCUCGAAUAAAAACCAACAGGUUUGUUCCUGACAAAGAGUUUUCUAACACUGAUCGUAAUGCCAGAGGAAGGGGCAGAGAUGGACCAGUUCAAUUUGAGGAGGAUCCCUUUGGUUUGGACAAGUUUUUGGAAGAAGCUAAGCAACAUGGUGGAUCUAAACGGCCAUCAGAUAGCAGUCGCCCUAAAGAACAUGAGCAUGAGAGCAAAAAGAGGAGGAAGGACUGAAUGCCUUUGUUCCUUGAGAGGUAGAGAAAUGGACUACAUACAAGCUUGGACUUCACUCAAAAGGCAUUCUUAAUCAGAGGUUUAUAGGGGAAUGGUGUUGCAACCCCCAGUUCACAACCCUUCUUGUUGUGGAUGUAUAUACACACAUUAAUUCUCUACGUAGGACAGCUACCCCUUGGGAAUGGAGGCAUGGAGACCACUCUGAAACAUUUCACAGGGGAAUUAUGCUUUGGGAAGUGUUCUGACUUUACCGAUUCCCUGUUACCCAGCAUCUCAGGGUAAGAAUGUAGCCCCUUCCUACAGCUUUAGUUUUUAUAGGUAGCUAAAGCUUUUACUUCAUCUGUAUAUAAUUACUGUCUUAUGCUGUAAUGGAUGGUAGGCAGUUUAUGAUUUAGUGUUUCUCUAGUGCGAUGAUACAGUUUAUUUGAACAAGGAGGGGAAACAGCUGGAUUCUGUUUUAAAACAAAUAUUCAUAGUUUCUCACUAAUCUUUAUUUUAGUUUCUUUACAUUUAGUGAAAUAAAGCCUCCUUCCACUGCUUCAGUCA
Melopsittacus undulatus (budgerigar) is the source of this 2345-nucleotide messenger RNA. It is a transcript of the gene SNW1, whose product is annotated as SNW domain containing 1. The coding region runs from base 90 to 1799 and encodes 569 amino acids. The transcript has 13 exons. Gene Ontology annotation, cellular component: spliceosomal complex. The record is from RefSeq and is a predicted model, not a curated record. Gene Ontology annotation, biological process: mRNA splicing, via spliceosome. NCBI's taxonomy places the organism in Eukaryota, Metazoa, Chordata, Aves, Psittaciformes, Psittaculidae.